Messenger RNA from Volvox carteri f. nagariensis, 912 nucleotides. RefSeq lists its product as uncharacterized. NCBI's taxonomy places the organism in Eukaryota, Viridiplantae, Chlorophyta, Chlorophyceae, Chlamydomonadales, Volvocaceae. The transcript is spliced from 4 exons. The record is from RefSeq and is a predicted model, not a curated record. Bases 1 to 912 code for a protein of 303 amino acids.
AUGUCUGGUGCGGCGGUUGCUGGGCCGGACAUCGCUGCAAUGUUACUCCAGAUGCAACAAGACCUGGCCGGGGUCCGCGCGCGCCUAAAUAGUCAAGUUAAUACUGCGGAGGGGCUGUUUGAGGUGCCUGCGGGCAAGUUGGCCAAGUUGCGUCGGUUAGCUGUGGGGCUCCGGGUUACGGCCAAGAAGAAUCGCCGUCUGGUUCAGAAGCGUGAGUUGGCGCAGCUGUGUGGUUUUGCUCAGAGUGUGAAGCUCGCCCUCACCCCCGCCCCCCUGUUUCUCCGUAAUUUCUACGAUGAUCUUGCGCAGCCGGUUGGUGGUGGCGGUACGAGUGCAGUGAUCGACUGGGCCCUCCUGCGCGGCACACGCAGUGGUUCUGCCCCGGUUCCCCGUUAUGCAUUAGACUUUCGUGCUGCGGCUGCUCCCCCGGUUGUCACGAACCUGUUAGUGAAGCAGCUGCAGGCCGCCGCCCCAGGUCAGGACCACUCGGCUCGCCUGGAGCAGAUUGCGGCCGUCAUUGUGUCUCGAGUAGGCUCCAAGACUUGGCAAUCGUAUGCGUCUCAUUUCGCGGCAUUCGUGCGUUUCUGCGUCAGUGAAGACCUUGAGUUCUUGCCGGCGUCCCGGUAUACCGGGUUGUUGUGGGCACAGUACCUGGCUGCCCGUGGUUCUGUUCGGGCUCGCACCGCGCAGCCCUACUUCAGCGCGGUUAAUACAGUGCACGAUUUGUUAGGGCUGGCUAAGCCGUGUGAUGGGGAUAAUGUGCUGUUGUCGGCGUUCCGCCGCGUCGCCCGCCCUUUUCGCUCUACUACAUUAUUUCUUUUCCUUUUGGUUCGGUGCGGCCUUUUCAUCGAUCAGGCCGUAAGAGCACAGCCAAUAUCUGUAACAGAAAUGGCAAUGGCAAUAGACUCGUAG